Molecule: messenger RNA, 1579 nt
Organism: Malaya genurostris
Lineage: Eukaryota; Metazoa; Arthropoda; Insecta; Diptera; Culicidae
Product: thymus-specific serine protease-like
Exons: 7
Coding region: 68-1522 (484 amino acids)
Biological process (GO): proteolysis
Molecular function (GO): serine-type exopeptidase activity; dipeptidyl-peptidase activity
Source: RefSeq, a predicted model, not a curated record
UUAAAAGCGGCAAGUCAAAGGCGCGUUCGAUUCGCUGACGAACCAGUGGCUUGAACAAAUAGUAAAAAUGAGGUUGGUGCUUUUGAUUUACCUGAUAGGAUCGCUUGCAAUUCUCGAAGCUACCCACAAUCAACGAUGGGAGAUGUUACAUCGCGAGCCUCCAAUUCAAGGCAAAUCGAUGAAAAACGUUCGAACGGUAGAAACCAAAUGGAUAAGGCAAAAAGUAGAUAAUUUCGAUCCUCAGAAUCCUUCCACAUGGAGCAUGCGAUACAUGGAAAAUGCUGACUACUAUGAAUCGGGUGGACCACUGUUCGUGUAUGUUGGUGGUGAGUGGACCAUCAACGCCGGUAGUAUAUCGUGGGGACAUUUCCAUGACAUGGCGAAAGACCUUGGAGCAUACCUGUUUUACACCGAACAUCGGUUUUACGGAUUGAGUCGUCCUACUGCGAGUACGAGGACUGACUUACUGAAGUUCUUGAAUAUCGAUCAAGCAUUAGCCGAUUUGGCCCAUUUCGUAGAGGAAAUGAGAAAUACCAUUCCGGGUGCAUCAAAUGCAAAGGUAAUCAUGGCUGGUGGUUCAUAUGCAGGAACUAUGGUAGCCUGGUUUAGGCAAAAGUAUCCUCACCUGAUAGAUGGUGCGUGGGCAUCGAGCGCACCAUUGCUAGCUAAGUUGGACUUUGUAGAGUACAAGGAAGUAGUAACCGAAUCAAUUCGACUGGUUGGUGGUGAUGACUGUGCCAAUCGAAUCGAUAGAGCUUACGAUCAAAUGGAAGAUCUGUUGAACCAGGGUGAGUUCGACAGGGUGCGCGAAGAAUUCAAAGUAUGCGACAACAUAGAUUUCUCGUACCGGUAUGAUACGAGUAAUUUUCUAAGUACGAUAUCCGACUACUUAGCUGGAACAGUUCAGUAUCAUAGAACCGGAGAUAUAGAGGGUGUUUGUGAGAUCAUAAAUGACGAAUCGAUUACUGAUGAUAUGACGGCAUUAGCAAAUUGGUUCACUCGGUAUGUUUACGAUUGUGUGGAUUUAUCAUAUUACGAAACUAUUUAUUACUAUCGGAAUACAAGCUGGGAUCACGGAGCAAAUCGUGGAGCAAUGAGACCUUGGUUAUAUCAGACGUGUGCAGAAUACGGAUGGUAUCAGACGUCGGGCUCGGAGAACCAAAUCUUUGGAUCAGGAUUUCCCGUUGAAUUUUACCUUAGAAUGUGUUCUGAUUUGUACAACUAUGUGUUUACGAGAACUUUGCUAGAAUCGAACGUCGCUCGAACUAAUGUUAUUUAUGGUCAUAUGGCUCCGGCAGUUACCAACGUGUUCUUCACUCACGGACAGCUUGACCCGUGGCGACCGAUGGGAUUGCAAGAGGACCUGAAUGAACAUUCACCGGCGGUUGUUAUUCCAUUGGCAUCUCACUGCGAAGACCUCAGUUCCAUCAGUGACGCAGAUUCGCCAGAGAUGCUAGCAGCGAAGGAACGUAUUUUCGAACUCAUUCAGCUAUGGUUGAGCAAUGGCCCCAACGUCCCCUAGGUACAUUAGUGCUGUCAGUUUUAAUUGAUUGAAUAAAAGAAAAUCUGUUCAAACUUA